This is a messenger RNA of Tachysurus vachellii, 3283 nucleotides long. It is a transcript of the gene nolc1, whose product is annotated as nucleolar and coiled-body phosphoprotein 1. The transcript has 14 exons. Gene Ontology annotation, molecular function: protein binding. Gene Ontology annotation, cellular component: nucleolus; nucleoplasm. Bases 50 to 2662 code for a protein of 870 amino acids. The record is from RefSeq and is a predicted model, not a curated record. NCBI's taxonomy places the organism in Eukaryota, Metazoa, Chordata, Actinopteri, Siluriformes, Bagridae.
UUCACGUGAUCAGCCAAUCGGCGUCGUCGCGUGUAAUAGUGCAGUAAAGAUGGCGGCUGGUAGCUCGGUCCCUAGUGAUCUCUACCAACACGUUUAUACGUUUCUUUUAGAAAACAAGUUCACCAAAGCCGCCAAGGAGUUUCUAAAACAAGCUAAAGUCAAGCCUCAGGACCAAAACGAAGACGGACUCCUUGACAUCUUUAGUUUUUGGGUUAAGUCUCGGGGGGCAACGAAACGGAAAGCUCUCCCCAAAGGUCCUGAGGUUAAUGGACCGUGUGCGAAGAAAGCAAAGAAGGAUGAGGAGAGUUCUAGUGAAGAGGAAUCGAGCAGUGAUGAGGAAGAUGCAACGCCUGUCCAGAAACCAGCUCAAGCUGCAGCACCAGUGAAAAAGGCAGCGGCUGCAGUGCCGGUGAAAAAGGCAGCGGCUGCAGUGCCGGUGAAAAAGGCAGCGGCUGCCGUGCCGGUGAAAAAGGCAGCAGAGUCCAGCAGCAGUGAAGACUCUAGUGACUCUGAAGAUGAAGCCACCACUAAAGUCCCAGUAAAGAAAGUCACAGCUGUGAAGCCUGCAGUGUCGUCCCCUGCAACAGCAGCCAGGAAGAAGGACACCAGCUCCAGCAGUGAGGAGUCUGACUCAGAGGAAGAAUCAGCCAAGCCUGCAGCCAAAGGAGCCAAGCCUAUGGCUGUGACCCCUAAACCCAAGGCCGCUCCUAAAGCCCCAGCUCAGAAAAAACAGGAGAGCAGCAGCAGUGAGGAAAGCUCAAGUGACUCUGAAGAUGAGGCUCCAGCAAAGGCAGCAGUAAAAGCCGCUGCCCCGAAGAAGGUUCCAGCUCCGGCCAAAGCCGCCAGCAGCAGCAGCAGCGAUGAUGACUCUUCAGAUGAGGAGGAGGAAAAGGCUCCUCCCAGUAAAAAACCCAAAGCAGGUACGUACAGUGCGGUUCCUCCACCUGUAGCUAAGAGUACCCCUGCUCCAGCAACUAAACAGGACUCAUCAGACAGCAGCGAAGACAGCAGUGACGAGGAGGAAGAAAAGAAAGCUCCUGCACCUGCAAAGGCUGUGACUGCAAAGGCUGUGACUCCCAAACCUGUGGCGAAGAAGGAUGAGUCAAGUUCAGACAGCUCUGAUUCAAGCUCAGAGGAUGAAACAAAGAAACCAGCUGCCAAAGCAGCUCCACCUAAAGCAGCUCCACCUAAAGCUAAAGCCCCAGCAGUUCCCAAGAAGACUGUGGCAGCUCCUGCGAAGAAGGAAGACGACUCCUCUUCAAGCUCUGAUGAUGACGAGAAGGAGACAAAGAAGCCACCCACCAAGACAACACCGGCAAAAGCUGUCCCAGCUGCUAAGGCCACUCCUGCCAAGAAGGAAUCCUCCUCAUCCUCUAGCUCUGAGGAUUCAGAUGAUGAAGAUGAGGAACCAACAACAAAAACUCCUGUAGCCAAGGCCACCCCGGCCAAGGCCACCCCGGCCAAGGCCACCCCGGCCAAGGCCACAGAAGAGUCGUCCUCUUCCAGUUCGGAGGAGUCUGAUGACGAGGAUGAAAAAGCAAAAACGACUGCUAAACCUGUCCCGGUUAAGACUCCUCCAGCAAAAGCCACACCCGCAAAGAAAGCAGAGUCCUCAAGCUCAGACUCUGAUAGCUCAGAAGACGAGGCUCCUGCCAAACCUGCAGCUCAAACGCCUAAAUCCACACCCAAACCAGCAGCUACUCCGAAGACUGCAUUAACACCCAAGACUCCAUCCAAGCCAGCAGAGAGCAGCUCAGACUCGGACAGCUCUUCCGAUGAGGAGGAGCCUCCGAAGAAAGCUGCCGCACCUCCCGCCACUAAAGCAGCACCACCUAAAUCUAAACCCGCAGCAGAGUCCAGCAGCAGUGACUUGGACAGCUCCAGCGACGAAGACGAGAAGACUAAAGUGAAACCUGUUACCGCAGCUAAGCCUAAUGUGACUCCAACAAGCACAAAGAAGGCUGAGAGCAGCAGCUCCGACUCUUCAGACAGCUCGGAUUCAGAGGCCGAAGCCAAGAAAACGACUCCGGCCAAACCUCCCGUCACCAAAACAACAACUCCUAAAACCCCAACCGCAAAAACGCCCGUCUCGAAGGCUGCAGAGUCAUCGUCCUCCAGCGAAGAGAGCUCAGAUGAUGAGGAGGAGGAGACCAAAGCACCAGUAAAAUCCACACCUGUGGCAAAAAGCACACCCACUGCUACAGCAAAGCCGAAGCCUGAGAGCAGCUCAUCAGAGAGCUCUUCAUCUGAGGAAGAGGAGGUGAAAACUCCCAAGACUCCAACUGCAGCAAAUGGUACCGGCGGCAAAAGAAAGAGGGCAGAGGAGGACGAGGAGGACGAGGCCACUUCAAAGAAAACACCCAAAAACAAAAAGCCUGUUAACGUCACUCCUCAUUCCUUCCCCAAGGCCAAACAGAAGAAUGGCAAUACUCCUUUCCGUAGAAUAAGAGAGGAGGAUAUUGAGGUAGACCCGCGUCUGACAGACAAUUCCUUCAACGCCAAGUUGGGAGCGAGUGGAGAUUAUGGCGAGAAGGCUAACGACGUGCUUAAGUACACCAAAGGCAAGUCCUUCAGACAUGAAAAGACAAAAAAGAAGCGCGGCAGCUACAGAGGAGGUGCCAUCUCUACCUCCAUCAACUCCAUCAAAUUUGACAGUGACUGAGAGCCGAACCUCACAAACGCCACGUUUCCUUCAUGUUUCUACCUAGACUGAUUUCUCCGUCUGAUACAGUGAUGUCGUAUCUAGGAUCUGGCCACCCAGAGCCCUGCAGUGUAUUAGUGCUGUACUCAGGUCAUUAUUAAUAAUGUGCCCUCCAAGCCUUGAGUAAAGACACAGCCAUGUCAGUUGCAGUUUCUUUUCUUAGCCACUAGGUGGUGACCUCGUUUCUUCUACAUUUAUUCUUUCACUUCUCUUCUAUCAGAGGCCUGAUUUCAUGAGUUUGUUUAGAAUUAGGUUUUUUUUUUAUUGAGCUAAUGAAGCGGUUGUAUUCAAUUUCUCAUUCUGGUUAUUAAAUGUAUGAAUGGUUUCUUUUUAUCUCUGUUAAAAGUUGAUGUUGAAUGGUGUGAGGAUUGCUAAGAUAAUCUGUUCUAUAUUAAUUCUAAUCAGACUAGAUAUCGAGCUCGGUGAUCAUGCGCAGCGUCUCGUGCGAACAAGAAGCCGCUGUUAACGGCACUUGCAUCCUUCAUACCGUGGCAAUUUCAGUUUUGAUUCUUAAUUUAACUGCUGCAACAGCUGUACUGUCAUCCCAUUUGUUCAUGUAUUCAUUAAAUUGUUUGUAAUUAA